CUCUGUGGUGGGUAGGGUACAGGCUGGUCUGCAUGCAGUGAAACACUAUGUAAAUGGUUGUUGAGCACUGCACUGGCAUUCAGCAUGCUCUUGCCUGAGAGAAAACAGAUCUUUGGUGAACAUUUUUAUGCUGAUGAAUUUUAGCAAAAAGACUAACAAUAUGUUAGAAUAAACAGUUUGCAAAAGAAGUAUUUUUUCUUCAUGUUUUGGAAUGAAAACGUAUUGGUCUGAUUCUUUACAAGCAGGAAAAAAAAGAAAUUCACACAGGUUUGGAAUGACAUGAGGAAGUACAGAAAUGACUGACACAUCCCUGUGAGAAGAGAUAAGAAGGACAACUACAGAGGAAGCACAACCUAGAGGGACAACUGCUUUCUUACAUCUUUAUUUUUUUUAAUCAUCAAUAUUCAAGGAGUUUCUAAAAAUCACACAUCAACAGGAGAGACAGGCAACUUUAGAAAACUCUUUCGUGAAGCUCAUUAAUGAUGGCAACACCCGAGGACCUUUCAGCCAUUUCGAACCCAACUCAAAUCGUGAAAUAUGAUCCAAAGUCUGAAACUGUGACAUUACCAAAUGGGCUGGUUUCUGUGGCAGGUGUCACGGUGGUGACGGGGGGAGCAGAGCUGUCCUGUGGCUCCUGUAUGUUGGCUUUUAGUUUUUGGGGCACUCUGGUUGGUUUGAGUGUUGUGUCGGUGGGUUUGUGGGAUCAUUUGGAGUACAAGAACAAUGGUCUGUCACACCUUCUGGCUCUUGGAUUGGUACUGCUGCUUAGCAGUUUGAGUCUGGUAGCCGUGAUUUUCGUCCUACGUUUCUUAAUGAAAAAGAGAAGAAUGAUGGCCAGAAGAGAGAGGGCAGAAGCGAAUCUAGUGCUGGUUAAUGAGUACGCAGAAGUUGUUUUAAAAAGAGUCACGGUGUAAAAGAGCAAGUGAAGUGAAAAAAAACAAAAAAAACCCCCAAAAGAAUAUGUCAGACUCCCUGUUGCUCCAUUUUUGAUUUUCUUCAUCACUCUUUGCUUAAUCAUGCAGGAAUGUCACAUGAAAUUAAUUGCUACAGGAAACACUUUGCUAUUUCCUUUGUGAUUUCAGAACACACAAGAGACAUAUUUACUUCAACGUUCAUGUCUUUAUUAAAACAAUCAAAGGAAUACACUGUUAACUUAUAUUGUAAGUGUAAGUUUAAAUUAAUAUAAUUUCAGAGCUUUUUAGCUUUCAAAAUUGAUGCAUUGACUUGAAUAAUUGCAACUCUAUUUUAUAUUAAUACAUCACAUAAAUAAUAUUUUCUCCACUGUCAUAUACUAUCAUUAAUGGAGAAAAAAACAUGAUCACAGGACCAAUUACAUCACAGCUGCAUAUUCUAUAAAACAUAGGAAAUAUAAAAAUGUUAAAGCUUGUGUGCUUAAAAAAACCCCACUGCAAUUCUAAAUAUACAUGUGCAUUAAUUUCUUUGUUGCUGAAUGUGUUAUCGGUUGAUAUAUGAAAAUAUGUGUGAUGGUAUAUAAGGAAAAUACCUGAAAAAUUGACUAAAAACAAAUUUGAAAUGUUUUGGAUUUUUGGACAAUUUCAAAGUCUUGUUAAAGACAUGGCAACAUGAUAAAAAAAUGAGACUUGACAUUUAUAACUUAAUUGAUUGAGUACUUUAUGUAAUAUGUAUAAAUACAAAUAUAUAUACUGUAUAUGUAACUAGUUACAACAAGUGUCUGCUAUUAAAUGGUAUAAUGGUUA
Messenger RNA from Onychostoma macrolepis, 1718 nucleotides. RefSeq names its product transmembrane protein 100-like. The record is from RefSeq and is a predicted model, not a curated record. Lineage: Eukaryota; Metazoa; Chordata; Actinopteri; Cypriniformes; Cyprinidae. The transcript has 3 exons. The coding region runs from base 480 to 914 and encodes 144 amino acids.